Cladophialophora psammophila CBS 110553 is the source of this 1137-nucleotide messenger RNA. RefSeq lists its product as uncharacterized. Gene Ontology annotation, biological process: protein phosphorylation. The transcript has 5 exons. Lineage: Eukaryota; Fungi; Ascomycota; Eurotiomycetes; Chaetothyriales; Herpotrichiellaceae. Gene Ontology annotation, molecular function: protein kinase activity. Bases 1 to 1137 code for a protein of 378 amino acids. The record is from RefSeq and is a predicted model, not a curated record.
AUGAGCUCGCCCGCGACGAGAGGUGUGGCCUCACGCCAUGACCUCGAUGACACUGCCCUUGGGAAAUAUUUACAAGAAACGGACUCUGUACCUCCAUUACAGUUGCCGGUUGUUUCGACAAAGAUUGGCUAUGGCCAAAGCAAUCCGACGUACUACGUGGACGAUGCAGCUGGAACCCGGCUGAUUCUCAGGAAGAAGCCAGCUGGGCAAAUCAUCAGCAAAGUCGCCCAUCAGGUUGACCGCGAAUUCCGGGUAUUGAAGGCCUUGGGCACCGUAGAAGGAUUUCCUGUACCGAAAGUCUACACGCUAUGCAUGGAUCCUUCGAUUAUUGGCACGGCGUUUUACGUGAUGGAAUUCGUGAAAGGCAGAAUAUUCACGGACUACAGCCUGCCAGAACUAUCGCCUUCAGAAAGGCGCAAGGCCUGGUUCUCUUUGGUAGAAACCCUCGCAUGGCUCCAUUCAAUCGAUCCAUUUUCCAUCGGUCUAAAAGGAUUCGGCAAGACAACAGGAUUCUACGCUCGACAUUGCAAUACUUUUACCCGGAUCGAGGCUGAGCAGUCUAAGAUCGAAGACAGCGAGGGAAAGCCACUAGGGCGAGCCCAUGAGCACUACGAUGAGAUCAUCGACUAUGUGCGAGAGAAUCUGCCCGGGGACCGCUACGCCAUUGUACAUGGAGACUAUAAAUUUGACAACGUGAUACUCCAUCCCACCGAGCCACGAGUCAUUGCCAUCCUUGAUUGGGAACUCUCAACCAUUGGGCAUCCGCUGAUGGAUGCUGUUUUCGUCGUUGCAUCCUUCUGGAAUGAGGCAUAUAAGGCAACAGGUUCUCGGUCUUCAAGUUCUCUCUCUAAAGUCAGUGGUAUACCCACAGCCGAUGAGCUGAUGGACCGUUACAGUGAGAUAGUAGGAUUCGAUCCCCGGAAAGAUGGGAACGGCAGGGAUUGGGAGAUUGCCAAAAUCUUCCAUCAUGUACGGGGUAGUACAAUUACCCAUGGCAUCCAAGCGAGGACGAUCCGCGGCCAGGCAAGCAGCGAAUUCAGCCACGUGUAUUUCGAGUAUACAAAAUCAGGCCUGGAUAUAGCACUGAAGAUCGUCCGGGAGAUGAAAGCAAAGGAAGCAUCUUCACCAAAGCUCUAG